GAUCAAAGUAAAAUCACAUAGGUAUAUAUGGCACUAUAAAUACUAGAAGUCGCUUUGUACGGUGAUAUGUUGAUUAUACAAUUAGUGAUCAAAAAUGGACUGGUUACGGAUAAGUAUACUAUGUAUGAGUGUCAUUCUCGCACAAAGUGCACCCCAAGGAGCACCUGGACCAGAAAUCAAAAUAAUCAGCCAGACCAAUGAAAUUUCACCUGAUGGUGGUUACAAAUGGAGUUAUGAAGCGGACAAUGGUAUCAAAGCCGAUGAAACCGGAACCUUAAAAAAAACUAACGACGCCGAGAAUCCCGAAGUGAUCGUGGCCCAAGGUGCGUUCUCCUAUACAGAUAAGGAAGGAAAUCAAAUUUCUCUAACGUACACUGCGGAUGACGAUAACGGAUUCCAACCACAAGGGGCUCAUCUUCCCACACCUCCCCCCAUUCCACCAAAUAUCCAGAGGGCGUUGGAUUGGAUAGCGUCUCAGCCUUCUACCACUGAGAGGGCAGGAAAACGAUAAGUUAAUCGCUCCAAAGACGACUUCUGCUCAUCGCUGAAACAAUGUUGACUGUAUAUUUCAAAUUCACUUUUCUGUGAUAUAUUAAAAUCAACGUUCGAUAACUACAGCAAUACUUGUGAUCGGCAAAAAUAAUGUUAAACGACUCAGCCCAUGGCAAUGUACCAGAGAGAUAGAAUUAGAGUCACGGAAAGUGUUAAAUGCGAUAUAUUUCUGUUGGUUUGUCAAUUAUAUAUUGUUAUAUGUUUAUCUGAUAAUAAAUGCUUUCAAUCUGCAAGUCAA
Leptinotarsa decemlineata (Colorado potato beetle) is the source of this 790-nucleotide messenger RNA. Its product is annotated as endocuticle structural glycoprotein SgAbd-4. The record is from RefSeq and is a predicted model, not a curated record. Gene Ontology annotation, molecular function: structural constituent of chitin-based larval cuticle. NCBI's taxonomy places the organism in Eukaryota, Metazoa, Arthropoda, Insecta, Coleoptera, Chrysomelidae. Gene Ontology annotation, cellular component: chitin-based extracellular matrix.